Messenger RNA from Bipolaris maydis ATCC 48331, 894 nucleotides. RefSeq lists its product as uncharacterized. The record is from RefSeq and is a predicted model, not a curated record. Gene Ontology annotation, molecular function: ubiquitin protein ligase activity. NCBI's taxonomy places the organism in Eukaryota, Fungi, Ascomycota, Dothideomycetes, Pleosporales, Pleosporaceae. Gene Ontology annotation, cellular component: cytoplasm. Gene Ontology annotation, biological process: protein ubiquitination.
ACAGCUCCAUAAGCCGAACUGGCGAGCGCAUCGGGAGCCUCCAUAUACCCACCGCAAUUGGAACUAUUGCCACAAUGUCUGGCUACGAGGUCGAGCACAAUAUAUCCACCAAGGAUGACAAGUCGCAGCAGCCUCCGCGCCGGCCAGACCUAUCCACCUUCUUUUCACAGCUCGAACUUGUAGACACAUCCGAUCCACGGUCACACACAAACCCCAAUGCUCUCCCCCAGCCCGAGAAUAUGGCAGCGGCAUUCCGCUUACUUGCGAACGCUUUCGAGACAAUGCGCGGACGACCGGCGGACGCGGCCAACGCAGAGGGAGACUUGUUGGCUAGUAUGAUUGAGGUAUUGCGCGAGAAUGCCGAUGAUCCGCCCACUGAACUCAAGGGCGUACCCGACAGCUUCCUGGACGAGUUGGAAAGGGUGCCCAAGGAGAAACUAAAACCUUCCGAUACAUGUCCAAUAUGUGUCAACCCUUUCCUCGAAGACAAAUAUCCGCUUGUGGUUCAGCUUCCAUGUCACGACGAUCACCGCUUUGAUCUCGACUGCAUAGGCCCGUGGCUCAAGCUGAACUCUACGUGCCCUCUUGAUCGCAAAGAAUUGUUGAAGAAAAAGCAGCCCCCUCCACCGCUCGCUGACGACGAGGAGGAUUAUGACGACAUGUAUGCCUGAGAUGGUCACUACACAGAUUGCAUUGCAUCGGAGUUAGGCAUUCGCCGCAGAUAGUGAAUAAGAGUGCUGACAAAAUCGACAACGGGUACGCCUACGGACUCCGUCAGCAUCUGCGCCUGCAGAAGAUACACUGGCUACCUCUCAACGGUUGGGAGAGCAUAGCAGUCAUGCGCAACCCUUUCCCACUUGUCCAUCCGCGAAUAAUGAUGUGAGACUUUGUUUG